This is a messenger RNA of Catharus ustulatus (Swainson's thrush), 546 nucleotides long. Its product is annotated as formin-like protein 18. Lineage: Eukaryota; Metazoa; Chordata; Aves; Passeriformes; Turdidae. The transcript has a single exon. The record is from RefSeq and is a predicted model, not a curated record. Bases 1 to 546 code for a protein of 181 amino acids.
AUGGCGCUGGCCGGCGGCGGUGCUGCAGCCGCUGCUGACGCUGGGCUCCGGCUGGCUGCUCGUCCUCCCGCCCUGCCUCCCUCAGCCGCGGCGGCACUGAGCAGGCCGCCCCCUCCUCCCCGAGCGCCUCUCGCCAGCCAACCCAGCGGCGAUUCUCCAACGCCCCCUACGCCGAUUCCGCCGAGGGACCACGGCCCUUCCGCACACAGCACCUACGCGCUCCCGCGGCCGGAGGAUUUAGCGGCUCUGCUCCCGCCUCCGCUGCUGCUGCUGCUCCUCCUCCUUCUCCUCCGCCACCUCCGCCCAGCUCCUCACACAUUCCCUGCCCGCCUCUCCGAGGGCACAGCAACUUCCGGCUCAGCCCCUCCGCCCGGCUCGGUCUCCCCGUCUGUCCCCCUCCUCUCCCAGCUUGGGGUCGGUCUCGCUGUUAUUUCCUCCGGCGGCGCGCGAGAAAACAGAGGGACCGGUCGGAGGCCAUUUUGGAAUCGGGAGCCUGCUGCCGGAGCACGAAGGCCGUAUGGCGGGCGGGCCGGGCUCUGCCCCUAA